Miscanthus lutarioriparius is the source of this 804-nucleotide messenger RNA. NCBI's taxonomy places the organism in Eukaryota, Viridiplantae, Streptophyta, Magnoliopsida, Poales, Poaceae. The record is from the annotation of a GenBank genome assembly.
AUGGCUGCAGGACUCAUCCUUACGUUGGAAAGGAAAUGCACAGGGUCUGUCAUACCACUUUCAGAAAGAUUUUACUUGGAUGGUAACAAGUCUCUUGUUUGCCGCCUGGGUGGACCAUCAUCACUCCCUGGCUUCAAAGCAAAAGGUCUGGAGCCGAAAGACUUUGGAACCUCUGCCCCAAAUAAUUAUGAGAAUGGUGCUUCUGCUUCUCCUGAGCUACAUGGGGGAGGUGACGUAGCAGUCACAGCCUUUGCUGAUCUGUCAUUUGAUCUUCCUCUGAAGCCGCUCAGGGAGCUGGGAAUUCAUGGCCACACAUUCAUUUCUGCUGGAAAUCUUGCUAAACUAACAGAGCAUGGUCUUGGGAAGUUUUCCGUUACUGACUUCCUACAGACAUUCAGAAGUUCUGCAGGAUUCGGUGUAGUUGUGCCAACCAGACUGUUCCGCAUAGCGGUCUGUCCCGUCGCACUCUUCAAAUUUUCCAGUGAAUUUAGUGGGGGAAGGCAGGUGUACAGUUUAACUUCUCAUUGGGCUAAUUUGUUUGGCAGCAUCACCUCACGCUGGGGAGGGACUUCACUUUUGGAUGUUGAUGUGAAUGCUUUGGACUGGAAUGAUGGAAUCGUGUUUGUCCAAGGAUCCUGCUUGAAUCAGUCAACAAUGCAGGUGAGAGGUGACGCAGCCUCCAUGUUUAAAUUGACACAGCCAACACACACAUUAAUGGAUGAAUGUAUCAACGACAGGUCUGACAAAGAUGUCCAUGAAGAAAUGGCGAUGCAGAUGAAGCAGCAGCAGCAGCCAACGAAUUGA